CCAUACCCGCUGUCGCAUGUAAGCAGGCCAAUCAGUGUCAUUGUCUCUCCACUUUGCUGCCGCCUUGCUCUGGCAACAGCACUGCUGUCAGGAUCUUAGCCUCCUAGCAAAUCUCUUCCUCUUUCUUCCCCAUCUAAUAAAUAUUUCAUCUCCUCUUCUUAUUUUUCAACUUUCUUCUUCUUCCCCUCUUUCUCUAUCGCACUCACUCACAGCCAAGGGCAUGGCAUAUCUUCAUCUUGCGCACACGUUGGCAGAUGCUUUCAACGCCCUUGCUGAUGAAGUUCAGACCUUGACAGAUCGAAAGACCGUCUUGGAGCACAAGCUUCGCUUUGCCCAUGAACAGUUCCAGUAUCUGGCUGACAAAUAUGCCCCAGCCGCGCCAGAAAUAGCUGAUACCCUGGCUAAGCUCCAGAUACCUCCGUAUACAUCUGUUGAUAAUUCAUUGCCUGUUCCUCUUCCACGCGCGUACAGCUCCGGUUCCCAACACCAGCUUGCCCUCGUCAUCCGUGACGGACGCCGAGUAGCUAAUCAGCUUGCCUCGCUGGGCGAAACAAGUAAAACCACUGGCACUGGCUCCAGCAGAGAGACCGAGUCGCAACCUUCCCACGUAGCCACUUCCAUGUCGACAGCGCUAGAACAAGACUUCACGGUCCAAGGAAAGAAGGGCCAUCUCCAAUGCCCGUUCUCCAAGCCUGCCACGGCUAGCGGCUCUGGGGUCCGCGACGAAGAUGCACAGGACACAACCCCUCAUCAUUCGACGGACCCUAUCUGCGCAGCCAUGUACGAAGAAUCUACUUCUCAGCAAGCCCGCACAAACACAAACGGCUCAUCAGCCGUCAAGUGUCCCAUUCGUUACAUGGACAAACACUCGGCUGAGGAGAUUGCCCACUAUGUUGAGACACACAAACAUGAACUCCCUCGAAGCCAUGAAGUUUGCCUCCGCCGGUACCAACGUGACGAAGAUCAAAUCAAGAAGAUAGAUUCCAAAUAUGGCGAUAUAGUGAGCAUGAUUGAAGGGUUGGGUCAGCUUCACCAGCCCAUGCUACCCGAGGCUGAACAGGACCCGAAUCGACCAAAUGACGUGGCCCAGCCAUCUAAUGAAAGAGUUGAGAACUGGGCACAGGCUGUUAGUGUAAACUCGGACCCAGAUAAUACACAGGUGCCGACUCUGGAGGAUGGAGACCGGCAGAGUCAUUUCGAUCGGCCCCUCAAGGAAGUACGUGUUGGAGAAUCGCCCAGCCGGCCUUGGGGAAUAUCUAUUCCAGUCUACAACCUCUCAGGUCACGGCGACGACCAACCUCUCUCACCACCACCAGCGCCUGUCUGCAUGCCGAUCUCCGCUCAAGCUGCUGCCCGCGCCCAGGAAUCAAUAAAGAAGAUGCCAGGCAAAUGUCCAUUUGAUCAUACAAAAUUGGCUGCCAUGGGUAUACCCUCAUCAUUCAAACAUGACACCCCUCCUCAGGUACCGGAACACACGGUUUCAUCCUCACCUCAUAAGGAGGGCGGGCCGCCUCCACCCCCUCCACAUCAACAUCAACAUCAAUACCAAUACCAAUACCAAUAUCAACAUCAACAUAAGGCACCUCCGCAACCUGCCUUCAUCAACCCUGAUAUGACCAAAGGGACAAACGACAAACCUCAAAUGAUCUUCACUGGGCCUGUUUUCAUUGGGUAUCCAAUGGACCAAGCUAUACAAUUUAUGAACCAAUACAGGGGGAACCAGUAAUUCCCAUAAUGGUGGCGUUUCACUUUUCAGUUAUAGCUUUGGGACAAGAAUGCAUAAGCGACGGCGUUGGCGAAUUCGAUUUCAUGGGAUGCAAGCGAUGGCAUUGCGAAAGACUUUGUAGAUUUUAUUUCAACACAUACUGAUCGGGCGGACAUAGCAGCCGCAAGUUGUAAUUGAUUACAUGCUUUGAUAGUGGCGUAACGAUAUUCAAUAUUGGCUCUGAUACAAACACAUCAUCGCCCUCUAUUAUCCCAAUUACAACCGAAUACUGGCACCCAGGGAUCUUCCAAUAUAAUGAUGCCCGAAACGCCAUAUAGUCCGUUUAAAUAUGUAUAAUCAAUAUAACCGAGCCGUGCCCAAUAUCCAUACCUUUAGUAUUAAAUGAUCUUGUCAUUACUAUCC
Molecule: messenger RNA, 2128 nt
Organism: Fusarium verticillioides 7600
Lineage: Eukaryota; Fungi; Ascomycota; Sordariomycetes; Hypocreales; Nectriaceae
Exons: 2
Coding region: 221-1726 (501 amino acids)
Source: RefSeq, a predicted model, not a curated record